AUGUUCCGAGAGAACAGUUGGCUUCGUGAUGAAGCGUUACUGAGUGACAGUUUACUGUUCGAGUACUCUCCCGCUGAAAGUCUCAUCAAUUUUGAACUACCAACGAAUUUCAACACGGAACUCAACGACUGGCAACUCUGUGAUUUGGAUAUUCCGUGUGAUGAUUUAGUUAAUGGUUUGAACGACACGAACACGUCAAAUUUAGAAGAUAGUUCACCAGUGCUGUUCGACUUCGACGAAUUAGACAAAAACAUAGAUUUGGACGACUAUCUCCUCGAGGCAUUAAGUUGUGACAAAUCCAGUGACAUUCAGACAUCAGUGUCAGAUGCGACGGAGAGCAGCAACGAGGGUGCUCUGGGACGACUGUCAGUGUUAGGGAUCGACUUGGAAUCAACGAAUGUCCAAGACAUUCAAUACACACCGAGGGCUCACAAAAGAAACUGUGAAAAAGUGACAAGUGUACAGGAAACGAAAGUAAGGUCGUGGGGAGAGCCCACCUUCUGCUCGGAAGUAGGAGCCUUCCGUUGUCCUGUCGAGGACUGUGGUAAACUAUACGCGAAGGCAUCUCACGUUCGCGCUCAUUUACGUCGUCACAGCGGCGAGAAGCCUUACAGGUGCACGUGGGGUGGUUGUAACUGGCGCUUCGCUAGAUCCGACGAGUUAGCGCGACACCGGCGGAGUCACUCCGGCGAUAAGCCUUACCGAUGCCAAGAAUGCGGGAAGAGAUUCGCUAGAUCGGACCAUCUCGCCAAACACGGGCGCGUACACGCGAGGAGAGCAGCCGCCGCAGCAGCCGCCGCUAAGAGGACCAACGCUCAUACAUACAGAACUAGAAGACUCCUAUAA
This is a messenger RNA of Danaus chrysippus (African queen), 846 nucleotides long. Lineage: Eukaryota; Metazoa; Arthropoda; Insecta; Lepidoptera; Nymphalidae. The record is from the annotation of a GenBank genome assembly.